ACAUACAGUCCCACACAUACACAGACGCACAUGCACCUACUUUCUACUUUCUAUUUUCCAGUCACCACUAUAUUUCUCCACUAUACGUGCUAUAGUGUGUCCAACGGCCAACUCCAAGGUACGAAGUGGAGAGGGUAUGAUGGUUUGGUUUUGAAUUUCUGAGACAAGACAAGAGUUCUUCCAUUCGAGAAUUUCUGUUUGUUAGUUCACUUUUCACUAUACGGUUUAAACUUUAAAGCUUUAAAGUGGAUGACAUAUCGCACAGUGCGCUCCAGUGAUCCAGUGAGAUAGUUAGUUGUAGUGUAUAGGUUUGUUUUAAUUAUUGAGUUUCUAUCUGUUGUUUUUCCUGUUUCCUGUGUUCUUCAUUUUUGUAUUCGUUCCUCUUCGUUACUGUGUCUGCUCCUGAGUCUACAGUGUCAGUGCAGCGAAGAAGCGAGACCAAACAGCAGUGAAAUAACAAGAGCUUGCAUAGAUGAGGAAAUAUCAUCAGAUAAUCUUUACUUCCAUUGAGAGAGAUGGUCAAUUUCCAGUCAGAAUGGGAGGAGAAAAUCGUUUAUAAAGCAUAUGAGGACAGUGGGGAGCGCUAAUAUUGGCCAAUGUGUCAAUAAUAUCUUGAGAAGAUUAAUGAUUGAUGAGCUGGCCAUGAAAUUCUCAUAUACUGGCCGUGCAUCAAACGGGAACACAAAAACUCCAUUUCAUGGGAGUGAGAUAUCGAAAUGCAUACUGAUUGCUGUUCAAACGUUUUUUGGUGACAUUGCAAUUGAAGUGAAAUAUGGAUCGCUGGCGUCGAAAUGGCUUCAACAAGCCAGAACAAGGUUGUUGAGAAGGACCAAGAGCAGAGAGACUACACCUCAUGAAGCUCAAAUCGAGGACGAUAGCAGUUCAAAGUAGAAAUAUAUAAUAAGU
Molecule: messenger RNA, 906 nt
Organism: Nilaparvata lugens (brown planthopper)
Lineage: Eukaryota; Metazoa; Arthropoda; Insecta; Hemiptera; Delphacidae
Exons: 5
Coding region: 565-891 (108 amino acids)
Source: RefSeq, a predicted model, not a curated record